AUGAUGAAUAACGACAAAGGUGCUACAACUAAUGACAGCAUUGGAGAACUUGUUCGUAUUGUGGAUAAUCAUCUUAAUCCAAUGAAUACAACUUCAAAUUUAAGUUGGACACGUACUUAUACUCCACCAUUAAUGGGCACAUCUGCUCGUGCAGUUAAACGUCGAGUAGAUGGUGAUACAGGACCAAUACGUAUAGAAGGUACAGAUACAUAUAAUCGACCAUUACAACAUCAUUAUCAAAAUGUUCGACAAAUAUUGGAGCAACCACAACAAUCGAGUCAAAUAUCAAAUGUUGAUCAAUCAAAUUAUUCAAGGUCGUUAUCGAAUACAAAACGAGACUUUUUUGACAAACAAUCUCAAUUACCAAUAUCAACAUAUGAUUAUCCACCACAUGAAUCACAACAACAACAACAACAACAGCAACAACAGCCAAUGCAAAAAAUAGUUACAACAAUAACCACAACUACAGAAACAUUACCAACACUAGUUAAACAAACACCAUUAUUAACUAAUCAUAUACUUGAACAAUCGACUGAAACGAAUAUUAAAACAAUUAAAAAUGAUUCUCAACAACCACAAAUUAUUGAACGUACAGAAAAAUAUCAAGAAUUUUCAGAUUCAACUAAUGAUGGAAUUCGUCGUUUACCAAUGUUUCCUAUAACAAAAACAACUGGUGCUACUGACCUUGAUCAAGUCCAAGCACAAGUUAAUCGUUUAAGUGAUGAUCAUCAAGCUAUUCAACAAUUAGCGCGUGAACUUCAAGAACAUAAUGUAACAACAACAAAUCAAUAUAAACGUUUAGCAUCACAAACGAAUACAACUUUAACUGAUACAACAACAACGACAACAACAAAUCCAUCGAAUACUAUUAUUACUGAUAAAACUAAUAAGACAGUAACAAGUGAAUUUACUGUUAUUGAUGCUUUACUUGAUAAUCCAAUAGGAUCAAAUGAUGAUAAACAAAAUAGUCUUUUACAUAAACGUUUUAAUGAUAUUCUAUCAAAUAUACGAAAUUCUGAAUAUGUGAAUUUAUUUAAAAAUUCAACAGCAAAAAAAAUAUUAAAAACACCAACGAAUGAACCUGUGAAUACACGAUUAAUACGUAAACAAACACAUUUCACAGAAUCAAACAUCGAACAGAUUUCAAUGUCAACUGAACAAACUCCUUUACUUAAUUCAAAAGAAAAGAAAAAACAAGACAAAGUAAAUAAGAAAAAAUCUAAAACUAAAACUAAAUCAAAAAAAUUACCAAAAAAUGUCGAUUAUCAAGUUAUUGAUGCUAUUAUUAAUAGUCCUAUUUCACUUUAUAUACCAGAUUCUUACUUAGCCAAAUACAAAGUUACUUCUCGAUUAUCUCAAUUGUCUUCUGUUCCAUCAAUAAGAUCAACAGAUAAUAGCAUUUCAAUGUCUCAACAACUGGACACCAAGGCUAACAAUGAGACAGUCUAUAACCUUGCCAACGUUAUCCAUGAAAUUUUUCUACAUCAUGCAGCUGCUUUAACUUUAUUAGGUUCUACACCAAAAAAACAAUUACAAAAUCCAAUGAAACCUAGUGUUAUAAAUGAACUUGUUUAUAAACAACAACCACAACAAUCAUUGAUGAAUUCUAAUCAAUCCGAAAUACAGUUACAACCAGACCCGAAUAAAACUCGUGUUCUUUAUCGAUAUCUUGAUGAACACGGAAAUGUACUUAAACUAUCAUCAACACCACCAUCACAAUUACGUGAAAGUCUAGCAGAACCAUCGCAACAAUCUUCAUAUCGACGUACUGAACCAACAUAUAUUUAUAAUCAACAAAUAACUAGAAAUGAUGAGCAAAAUCUUCGUCGAAUACCUGAACAUGAACAACGUAUAACAAGGCAAGUUGAAUCAAGACUACCAACAACAAAAACAAUAACAAAAGAAGAUUUAGAAUUACGAAAUAAACAAACAUCACAGUUAAAUAACUAUUCACCACGAUUAGAUCAAAUUACACUAGAACCAUUGGCACAAUUCUCAUAUCGAAAUAUUGAACCAACAUAUAUAUCUAAUCGACAAAUAACUAAAGAUGAUGAACAAAAUCUUCGUCGAGUACCUGAACAUGAACAACGUAUAACAAAACAAGAUGAAUUAAGAUGGCCAACAGCAAUAAUAACAACAUCAACAACAAAAGAAGAUUUAGAGUUACGAAAUAAAAAUGUAUCAAAAUUAAAUAUACAACCAUCACCAACAGUAUAUAAUAUACCAAUAACAAUUGAACAUCCACAUACAAUAAAAACUCCUCCUCAACAACAACGUAAACAUCAUCAUCCAAAUCAACAAAAUGUUUCUUUAAGUUGGCUACCACUAUCAUACCAAUUAGAACAACAAUAUGUACCAAUUGGUUCAAUUAAUUACGACACAGAUUCAUCAAUGAGUGAACAUUCACCAAUACAUCAGCCAUAUGAUUAUGUACCCGUAUAUACUCAUCAUCAUCAUAAUCGAGGAACAUUUUUACCAAAUGCUUGUUGUCAUAAUCAUUUACAAGGCCAUGCUCAUUAUCCUUCCCCACCACCUGUAUCUUAUGUUACUUCAUGUAUAAUACCUGAAUAUAGUGGUGGUAGUUAUUCUCGAAAUUAUAUUGAAGUAUUUCGUGAUGGUGAAACAAUACCAAGUGAAGUUUAUUCAUUGCCAAUAAAUGAACUUAUAACAACAAAUAAUUCUCAUACAUCUUAUGAUCAACAUGAGAAUAAACAUCAACCAUCAUCUUCAAUAAAUUUACAAUUUGAAAAAAACAUUCCAUCAACAUCAACUCAUGAUCAAUAUCAUUCUCGUACGAUAGACACUAGUCCCAAUCGUGAUAAUAUUUAUUUUGAUAAUUAUUUACCUCAAUCAAAAUCCUUUGAUUAUCGUCCUUUACGUACUAAAAUUCAACGUGAACAUAAAAUUACACCACGUUUACUUGUUGAGGAGUGGGAUAAUCCUCAACAAUCUUCAUCUACUAAUUAUAAUCAACAAAUGAGUACUUCAUCAACAGAUGAAGUUUUUAUAAAUAAUAAGCCAACGAACAAGACUUCACCUUGA
Rotaria sp. Silwood1 is the source of this 3042-nucleotide messenger RNA. Lineage: Eukaryota; Metazoa; Rotifera; Eurotatoria; Philodinida; Philodinidae. The record is from the annotation of a GenBank genome assembly.